Messenger RNA from Porites lobata, 15158 nucleotides. NCBI's taxonomy places the organism in Eukaryota, Metazoa, Cnidaria, Anthozoa, Scleractinia, Poritidae. The record is from the annotation of a GenBank genome assembly.
AUGGCGGCACACAUGGCAAGGAAAGCUCUUUACGUUUAUGGCGCAUUUUGCAUACUUUUGUUUGCCAAAGCGAGUUACGAAUGCAAAAGUAAGUAUUUACACUUUUUGCGUUGACUUAAGACAGAAUUAUGAGUAAUUCUGAAAAUGGAGUUCGAGAAAAGAGUUAAAACAAUUUUGAAAUUUGCCCCUCGGCCCCGCGCCUCUACUCGUUUAAGCAGAGUUACAUGUACGAUCAUUGUGCCGUGAUUGCACGAAAAACAAAUUUAAUUAUUUAUUCCAAUAAUUUAUGAUUCAAUGAGGGACAACUUAAGGUUUUUUUCUCAGUCUCACCCUUGUGACAUUGGAUAAAAACAUUGUAAUGUUUAACUUAUUGAGAGCACUGGACAGGAUGAAAUGCAACAGUCAGAUAAUUUUUCAAUCCAAAAUACCUGUAUCAUUUUUACUAAACAUUUAUGCGUGGUAAAGCCACGUACCUUAUUAACUCAGGGCGCGAAGAAAAUCCUGUCUUGUUUUCCAGGACAUUUAGUAGAUUUGCUAGUAAAUUUGGGUAAGGAACAUUGUUAUAUUCCUAGACUUUCACUCAACUAAACACGGACUGCCAUUGGUUGAUUCUUGGUCACGUGGCCUUGACUAAAAUCAAAUGUAUCCCAAUCGUGAUACAUUAAGCAAUGUACCCCGCUCAGGCUACAUUACAGCACAUGAUCAAAGCAUGGUGGAAAGUAGCGUGACAGAAGGCGGUAAAAACACUGCCUGUUUUCAUUUUUGUGAAUGAACACAACAGCUUGAACACAAACACGAAACCUCAAGCUAAAAAGCAACGAUUUUUAGAGGCAUCCUAGAAGAGAAAGAGCAGCUAGUGGAGAAAAAAGAUGCAGAUAAUAUAAGGAAAGUACUUUGUAAAUCAUUUAUUCAGUGGUUUUAAGAAUUAAAUUUGUGUUGUUAUAAGUACCGAGUUGACUGUUUUAGUUCGCUCCAGUUAUUCUUUUGUUGCUGUUGAAGUGAAAGUCUGGAAAUAUAACAAAACACUUAAUGUCAGGUCCCUCGGGAAACCAGUUAGUUUUGUUUUCCCUCGAGUCCUGAUGUUUCCCGAGACGAACAUCAUAACUCUCGCGAGAACAAAACUAACUGUUUCCCUCGGGAUCUGACAUUAAGUGUACAAUAAUCUUUUUUCCUCGCUUGUCCAAUGGGCAAAGGUCCAUUCAAGUCAUCUAGUAGUUACAUCAUUAUCAAGCAAGCAGUGGCCCUAAGCAAGCAAAAUAUAAAAGGUGCUUGAGCUUUUUUCAAGCCCUACCAAAAACACAACAAAGUAAUUUGAUAAUUUGUCGUCUUCAGACAUCUCCAUUUUAGAACUAUCGAGAAAGAAGGAUUUUUCCAAGUCCCAAGCUAAGGACAUGAAAAUGUGUGUAUCGGGUAGGAAUGUCUCACUGUCACACUUGUGGGGCAGUGUGGUAGUUGCUCUUCGAUUUGAAAAAACUGAUGUUCAAUCUUAUGAAGCUGAUAGGUAAGUUAAUUUUUUUUCCCAACAAAAUGGUGACUAGUAACACUAAUUAAUUCAGCUAGCAUGUUCAUUGUAUACAAGUUGCUCUAGUAGUUACUUGUAUUGAAAGUUACUUGCCAGUGAUUUUAUGGGGAGAAACACUGUUGGUGUUAAAGUAGGCUCGAUUACCAGCAGCUGUUUGGGAAAUGAGCCCGCGGUCCUCCCAUGAACAGACAGCUGGACGCAUGGGCUUGCUAUUGUUAAUUACCACCAAUCAUAAGCUGCAAAUAGACUCUAUAGAGCCAUGGUCCUCCCAGUUCUAGAUUAUUGUGAUGCUGUGUGGCAUGACUGUUGACAAGGAAACAAUGAGAAGAUUGAAUGACUACAAAGAUGAGCAGUGAGGAUUGUCUACUUCAAAGCUGCCUCAAAACUAUCAACUGAUCAAAUUGGAACCUCUCUAUUAUAGAAGACAGACACACAUUUUAAGAUUUGUUAAUGAUGGCAUUGCAAAUAGAGUUCCCAGAUACCCUUUUUAUUGUUUUAAUGUAAGAAACCGUGACAUUCAUCGCCACAAAACUAGAAAUAAUAAUGACCUUAUCUUAGAAAAAGUUAACUUAGAAUGCACCAAGCGCGCUUUUUUCUACACAGGUGCAACAAAAUUUUUAAUACCUUUUAGAAUUUAAAACUGUUUGAAUCUUCCUUUUAACGUAGCUAUUUUAUACUAUUGUAAUUUGUUUUUAUCCAUAUUUUUAACCUUUUUUUUUCAGGAGCAGCAUUGAUAGCAGUUUUUUCUUAAAACUGAUGUAGCAAUCCUGUAUAAAUAUGUUUAAAUUAUUAUUAUUAUUAUUAUUAUUACAAAAUUAUUAUUAUCGUUGGCUGCUCAAAUCAAACAGACAGCUUAAAUCAUUUUAUUUUUCUGGAGCAGAUUUUAAACGGCAGGCCAAACUUAGGUGUUGUUUGAUUUGGCGUGCGAUUGUGUCUUAGAACGUUUUUUAACAAAGAAAAGUAUUCGCUUAGAGAAGCUGGCAAAUAGUAGGUAUGUUUUUGAAAUUCAACCAACUGGAACUGGAUCAAUAAUUAUUUCCAUUCUACAUGAAUGAUGGUUGUUUGCAGCUAACGUGAAAGAGACGACUGUCAAGUCCACCGGUAAUGCAGGGUCAAUGUAAAUACAAUCAGUACGUGUUUCUGCUGAUUUUUAUGGCAAAAAAUUAAUACCAAAGUAAAGACGAGGCAAAGCACAACAUAUGUUCAGUAUUUAAUGACAUUUCCCAUUUUUGACGUUAAAGAUGCAUAAAUUUUGAGGUUACUUUAUGGGCCACUCACUCAUCCAGCCAUCUCUUCUUGGGGAGGACUAAGAGAGCGGUGGAAAUCGAGCCUAGUGUUAAAGGGGUAUAGUAAAUAAUUUACUAUUGUCUGAUUCUACAGUUAUAGCAACAUUCCUAUUUAUUAAUUAUUACUGGAUCACUACAUUCAGAUCAUUAUUAUAUGUAUUUAUGUUGUGCAUUGUAAAUGAGUCAUUUUAAUAUGCUUACAUCUGUUUCCUCCUGACAUGUGUUUUCUACUUCAAUCAGUAAUUUCAAAACAUUCUUUUUUAUUUGUAUUGCACUUGACAGCUGCCAUGCGCUCAACCCAGCCAAUAAAACUUGGGGAUCUGUGUUUCAGUCAUUGGUGACUAGCACUAACAUACAGGAUCAAAUCACAUUCAAGCAGUCACCAUUCAAAGCUUCAUGCUUUGCAGUGGAAUUUGGAGAAAAACAGAAUGUGUCAGUAGAAGCUGAGUUUCAAGGUGAUUCUACAAAUUUAAUUUUACGGUCACGACAAAUAUCCAUGAUAAUACCAUUUCAAACUUAACAGUGGCCAAAGAGCAAGUUCAAAAGAAAAUUCAAAUUUCUUUUUGUAAAAUCCUAUAAAAUAAAUGGUAGUUCACCUGUAUUUUAAAGUUUUUACCAAAAGUUCUUUCAUUUGAAUGUCCAUAGCAUUGAAAGUUAGUAACAUACUGUAUUUGAUUAAUUAAAUACUGCCACUAAUUAAUACCCGUGAACAAUGCCAUCAAAUAAACGCUCACCCAAUCAGAAGAAUGUGGAGUUUAUGUGAGGAUAAUAAAAAAAAACUUGCUUUAACCCAAUAGUCUACACCAUGCAGACAAUAAUGAUAUGAUUCUAUUUCAGCAAAAAAGCACCUUACUUUUGUGCAUGUAGAGGGUAAAUAAUAAAGUUGUUAAUCUCUUUCCAUUUUAGUCAUUGACUGGAAAUUUCCAGCAGCAUUUCUAGCAGGCCUUGUCAUCUUUUACAAUGCAGAAAGACUUAGUAGGUAUACUAUCUAAACGUCCCCUUCCACACUGUAAAUUUUAACAAGAACUUGAUUUGUUAAAGUGAUGAUGAUGAUGAUAUUCGAGGAUGAUGAUGAUGAUGAUGGUGACAGUAAUGACAGUUGAUCCAUUGAGUCUAUUUAGAUGCCAUACCAACUUUCAAUAUUGCUGCCAAUAGACCUUUGUCAUGGGCUGGCCAUUUUGUCUUAGGAGAUCUAAAAAGCUCCGUUUAUGCAUGGAUAGCCUCUUAGAGAGAACGAGGCUAGCUGUUCAUAAACAAAGCUUUUCAAGUCUACUGAGACAAAAUGAUCGCUGCGUGAGGGAGGUCUAUUGUAUGCUUACAACUACACUGUAGCAUUGCAACUCAAUAGUAGGUCUAGUUGUUUUCCACACCAUAAUUAUUCCUUUGAUCUUAUUAUUGCCCAUGGUGCACUAAAGUAAACUGAUCAAGAGCAGAUUCUAUGGAAAGUCGCACUUUUGUUCUUUUUUGUUGUUCUUACAAACUUUGUGCGCACAAGAUAGCAGAGCUGUGAAUCUGUUGUCAAUGUUUCUUCUAUUAUUAAUAUUAUUAAUGAGCUGUUUUUUCUUUCCAGGAACAGUUUGUUCGUUUAUUCAUCUGGUGUAUCACUUGGUCUUAUCAUGUCACUUCUUCUGCUUGUCUACAUACUGCACAGACUAAUCCCAGGGGUAAGAAAGAACGGUGUGGGGUCAAUGUUAAGACCUAACCCUGGGGUUUUUUCUUUCCAGAAACAGCUUGUUCUUUUAUUCAUCUGGCCCUGGUUGUUCAAACGUUAGAUAGCGCUAUGCACUGGAUAAAUCACUAUCCAGAGAAUAAGUAUUACGGAAAUCAAUAACGCCAUCCGCUGGAUAGUGAUUUAUCAAGUUGAUAGCGCUACCCAACGUUUGAACAACUGAGCCCUGCUGUAUCACUUGGUCUUAUCAUGUCACUUCUUCUACUUGUCCACAUGCUACACGGAUUAAUCCCUGGGGUGAGACAAAAAGGUUUGGGGCCACUGUUAAUUAAGACUUAUCCCUUGGGUAAGACAAAGCAGUUUGGGGGUGAUGGUUUAGACAAAGUACUGAGGUAAAGCGAGCAGAGGUGAGCGUUUGUUAACCCCUGUUGUGCAGGCAAUAGGAUUGGAAGUUGAAAAAUGUUGAACGUGCAUGUAUGCAUUUGCUUAAGAAUUGUUGUCAAUAUUUCAGCAUAUUGUUUUAUGCCAUUUUCGCAACUGAGGCCGCCGUGUUUACUUGUUGUAUUUCACUGCGUUCGACCUCAUGAGAACGCAACCUAAUCCCCUCGUUUGGGUGUCCAAGUCAAAAACGGAUGGCAGGACCAAAAGCAUGUCCUUUCGGGAAGUUUAUUGCAUUUACAUGUAUUGGAGUCGUUUUUUUAAAUGUUGUUGUUGUGUGGUCAUUUCUUUUCAGAGAGGAGCUGCAUAUACUGUUUUAUUUGGAGGAUGGAGUCUGGGUGCAUAUUUAAUCCAGUGGACUUGGAGUAACUUAAAAGACCUUCUACUUAACCACAACCAAUGGGUCAUUGGAUAUCUUGUUGUUAUAGGUAUGUCACAAAAGAGACCUAUAGAUAUGAGGACCAGAUUUAACUAAAAGUUUUUUCUCGUAUAUUCUCUAAACGUAGACACCCGGGAAAACUUCAUUCAGUUGUCCUUUUUUUUUUUCAGCUGAAACGUUAGUACGGUUAUUUUUAUCGAAGGAGGUUAAGCCCUCUCCCAAUCGCAAAAUGAUACAUUUUCGAACAUUUUAAUAACUUGUUUCCGCCACUACGACAUUCUUGCUAAAACCCGUAGUAGAAUGAAGACGGCUAUCGCGCUUUCCCGCCAAAAGAACCCUGGAUCACGCGUGCGCACUACUUAAUUAGCUAUUGAGAAAAUCUCGUCCUCGUCGUAGCGCCCUUGUUUUUUUAACAGAAUCUAAAGGUCUCUUAUGCGAAAAGGAAAACCUGCAUUUUAAAGAUUAUUAUGGUCGGUAUUUUUCAAAAACUCCUACGCUUUGACUGUCGUAUUACGCUCUAUAACAGCAGAGUUUUUUCCUUUCGUCAGGCAUCAGAAGCUUAUGUGUUUGCUGUCGUUACGGCCUAGUCAACGUAUUACUCUGUAUAACAGCUGUGUUUAUUUUCCGCUUUCUUCAGGCCUCAUAAGCUUUGGUGUAUGUUAUUAUUACGGCCCAGUAACCAGCGACCGCGGACUGGAUCUCAUUCGCUGGAUGCUACAGCUUAUUGGAUUGAGCCUACUGUACAUGAGUACAAGGUCAGAUGAGGUCUCCAUAGGUCUGUGUAUUAUAGUGGUUUCGUCCCAUAUAAUUCGCAGAAGUGGCAUCCUUGUCUUCUGUUUCAGACUGCUUCCUCAACACCGGUAAGGCUACCAUUCGUGCUGCCAAGAUUAAAUUAUAGGACAGAGAGGAAAACAUCGUUGUUUGCUUUGAGGCAGUCAGGCGUGGACUUGAUGACGUUUCAAACUCGGACGUCCCAGGAAUUAGAGUUCCGUUAAAUUGAAACCUCUAAAAAUAACUUAAGUGAAGUUCGCAUAUCCCGGCCAACGCCCUAAGUUUCCCUCUUUGGCCUAUUUUUCCCAUUAAUUUGCCCGUCUGGAGGCGUCUCACCCUUUGCUUGUAACCUCCUUGAUGUUUUAUCCUGUUUUCCGUAACCACUGUACCCUUCGAUUAAACAUCUAUUUACUGAAAAUGUCGUGCGGAAAACGCAGGAAAUGGCAUUUCUGAGCCUCUAAGUAUGAAAACGUUCUCGGGGAGCAUGCCCCCACUCCCCCUAGUUUGCAGUACCUUCGCAGGUCUAACCUUUCUUUCCCUGCGUACUCUUUCAAAACCUUAAGCUACGCCUCUGAGGUGUCGUUAAUGUCAGAUCAAACGUAUUUUGGCCACUGAUUAAUCGUGAGCAAGAGUUGUCUGCCUUUUGUAAUUCCGCUGAUUUACUAUUAAUUUUUUUUUUCGCAGGAUUUCCUACAGAGUCUAUUAUUUCUUCUUUCCUCCAAGACACACAUUUCUUUCCGAGGAGGAAUACAUGAUGCAGGGAACUGAAGAAACUAGAAGAGCUUUAGAAGAUCUUAGAGAAUAUUGCAGCAGUCCCGAGUGCGAUACAUGGCGCCUUGUUAGUCGACUGCAAAAUCCCAUUAGGUAUGUUACCAUCCCGGUAGGAGGGUUCUCCCUGUGAUGGCCUUAACGGGGAGGCUCCGCCCGAAAAGGGUACCUUUUUCACGCUUCAGGUGUAUGAAAGAGUAAGGGAUUUCACUUGUCGAGUGUAUGGAAUGGUAGGGAAAUCGGAGAAAAGGCCCAAAAGGGCUAACAGAUGCGUUUUAUGGCUGUGAAAAAAAUUGAGAAAAUGUCUUGGUUUUGUGAUUUAUACUACUACAUGAGAAAUUUCUGUAAUUUGAUUGGCUUAGAGCAGUGGUUUUUCAGCUUAAUUUGAAAUACCUACAUGUGAAAAUUACAAACCUUUUGCGGGUAGUAGUAUAAACAAAUAAUAGCAUGAUUUGUACGUGAUAAUUGGCUUAAAUACCACUUGUGAUAUUUCAAAAUUGUCUCCAAUUUCGAAAUAUCACUCGUGGUAUUUAUGCCAAAUAUCACUACAAAUCAUGCUAUUACCUAUACUUAUACUACUACAUGAGAAAUUACUGCAAUUUGAUUGGCUUAGAGCAGUGGUUUUUCAGCUUAAUUUGAAAUACCUACAUGUGAAAAUUACAAACCUUUUGCGGGUAGUAGUAUAAACAAAUAAUAGCAUGAUUUGUACGUGAUAAUUGGCAUAAAUACCACUUGUGAUAUUUCAAAAUUGUCUCAAAUUUCACUCGCAUAACGGCUCGUGAAAUUACGUAUAACAAUUUUGAAAUAUCACUCGUGAUAUUUAUGCCAAAUAUCACUACAAAUCAUGCUAUUACCUAUACUUAUCCAUAUGUUAAAGACUGUGUAUUUACAGUAGUUAAAAGGGAUGCAAUGUUCUACAGUCAAAGGGAUUCCUUUUCUGCCAAAUAAAGGUAAAUAAAAGGGUAAGGGGUUGGACCUCAAGGAAGAGCCUCAUCGUGUUACUAUUUUGUUUAAUGCAUAUAGAAAAACGAACAAAUCAGGGAACACAGAGAGAAAUUAAAACUGAAGGAAAAUGUAAAGGAAACGAAAAUAAUUAAAUAUUGGCUUGCAGUGGUACUUGAAUGGUCACACUUUGAUUCCUGCAGAUUCACUGAGUUGAAACUGAAGCUUAACGUCGAGUUGCGCAAUCUUUAAUCCCAUGGUGUAAAUAGUAAGGCGGAAUGUGUCGGUUGGACGAUUCGCACGAAAAUCGCCAUUCUAGGUUCCUUUUGUGACUCCACAAGUAUAUCUCGAUACUCUUUUCUUGCAAAAACCUUGGACAGAAGUCAAAUAAAUUUGAAGUUUAGCUGGUUCAAUUUUACCUUGGAUUUCGUGCGACAUCCCGUUUUUUUCUCGCCCUGUUCGUAAAAUUAAUGGGAAAGUUUUUUUACCCACUUCAGUUACUUUUUUUACUUUUUACAUGUACUUUUUCCUUUUACAUUUUAUAUUUGACUCUUAAUCCUUUACGUCCCAACAGUGACCAACUUCAAUUUUCCCCCAACAAUAUCAAUACAUAAUCAGCAGAAAAGCUUAAGAGAAUCAAUAAACUGAUCACCAAACGGAAAAUGCUUUGAUCUUUUUUUUUUCUCAAAUUCUCCUGGGCAGCGUAUUUUCUAAGGGAAUGUAUGAAGGUCAGUCAGGACAAUUUAUGGGUUUAUUGGCUUAAAGGGUUAAAUGAAACACGCAAUGCGUUUAAACCGGCUCUUGAAGUUUAAGGAAUUGUGAUUUUUGAAAAGCUGAAGGUCUGUUUACAGUGUAGGUAUUUUUGUAGGAUAUUUUUUCUUACGUAAACUAACCCCUCCGUCAAAAGGUAAAUGGAGGGCUCCUACUCAAGUUGAUUGUCGCAAUGGCUUAAAGUUUAUAGCUUUAUUAGUAUAUAUGCUUAAGCUUCCCUUUUAGGCUUGGCUAAAUCAAUAACUUACAGAUUACAGCUGUAAUCUGUUUUCUGAAUCAAGAGAUGCUUAGGGUUUUUAUAAGUAAUGUUCACAUCAAACUUCUUUUCCAGAUUUGCGCAAUUCAUGUCCACUGGCCAGCAUAUCGUAGACAAUGAAGUAAGAACACACGAAGAAGUAGAUUCUUCACAUUGGCUCACUGAAGAAAGUGAAGACGGAACACUAAACACUUCGAGUCUUGGUGAGUAAUCAAUAGCUCCCACCAGAUACUUGUAGCUUGACCAUCUUCACCAGGUUGUGGCGUUUUUCUGGUAGUUGCCAAAGAUGAUAUCAACCGCUGGAAUCGCGAUCAGAAUGGUUUCGUUUCUUUUAAUGCUUCUUUUUUCAUGGAAGAACAUUUUUUUUUUUCAAUUAUCAACCUUCAAGACUCGCUUUAAAACUUAUGAAGUGAGCCGCCUAGCAAUUUCAGCGGACUACACUCUUGAAAUGACCCUAAAGUAUAUCAGUAACCCAUCAGACUCUCUCAUCAUGUCCACACGAGCAUUAUUAUUUUCAAUAAAGAAGCCAUCUUGAGCCUCAUCCUGAAUGGAACCGCAAUGUGCGUUAUAAGUUGAAGCAUUCAGAUCUUCCACACGAAGACUGUUUUAAUACAAGCCCACUCAGAUGUAUGCUGCAUACUAAAACGAACUUCAGUGUGCGUUAAUCAAAGUUCAAUCGUGCAGAGGAGAACUGACUCUUACCAGCGCACUCAGAUGUAUGCUGCAUCCUCAAAUGACCUUCAGUGUACGUUAAUCAUAGUUUAAUCGUGUAGAGGAGAACUGAUUCUUACAAGGCAACUUAUUUGUAUGCUGCAUCCUCAAACGAACGUCAGUGUGUUUUACAAGUUAGUCAAACCAUGCAGAUCUAACAUCUUAAAUAGACAACAAGGAUCAAACCAGAACAGAGCAAACUUAAGUUUAUUUCGGUAGUUUAGUUAGGCAUUUUUUUAAAAAUUUUUUCUCAUUGUGUGUGUAAAUUAUUUUUUUACGAACAACACGCUUUUGUAUGUCAACGCCGUACGUAUUAUAAUUAUUAUUUUCUUUUUAAUAUUAGACGAAUAAAAUGCAAAGUUGACCUUUUGGAAUUGUUUUGCGUGAUGAUAUUUUGUGCUAACUGGAGGUGAUGGACCGGGGGUCAGACCCACAAUUCUUAGUUAACUGAGUUCGUGUUCUGCCCUGACGACUGGCUGGAUUUGUUCGUCGAUUACGGUAAAAAAAAAUUUUGUUCGCAUCAAUAGAAAUAAAAACAAUAACAACAGCAAACAAAUAGCAAUAAUGACUGGACAGAGUGAAACGCGUUGAUUUUCACGACUUGAAAAAAAAGGUCGUCUACCUUCUCCCCCCCCCCCCCCCCCUUCCUCAGUCGUUGCUUAGCUUCUGUCGUGCAUUAAAUUCAAACAUUUGAAUUCAAAAUUCACGUUAACGCAUGCGAGAGCGUAGUUUUGCGAAAGAAAGCUGAAUGUCCCUGUUUUUAAUGUAUAUUUUUUAUUUGUAACAAGGGAAAUAGCGACUAAUAUCUUUUAGCUAAUUAUAUACAUGCUGGGAAAUACUCACCAAAAAGCUAUGUCGUAAACUUUCAUACGAAGCCCUUUUAAUUUCCCAACGCGCCGCCAUUUUAAAAGUGUGACGUAUUUGAAGAUAAUGGCCGGCCACGGAAAUAUUAAAAGUUAAAAAUUAGUCUCUUUUACGGAGUGUCUGUUGGAGAGUCUAUGGUUAAAACAGCCAACAGUGAAGGGCUGGAUCACUGAUUUACUUUUUCUUUACUUUGUGGGAAGAAAAUGUAACUGCCAUUAAGACAAAUAUCAGUUUGGAGGUUCCUUUGGUUUCCCCGUUUAACGUAGUUCUAACACGACGAACCAUAUCCUGCAUGUGACCUUUUUAGUGUUUCGUAUUCAGUAGAAGUAGUUUUUUUAUAUUUCAGUGAAAUUGUUUUCCAAUGUUGAUGCUUUGAAGUUUGAGCUUUAGGUUACGAAACGUUACAAUUAAGGAUUUUCUUCGAAGACUCCUGCCUUUUGACUCAGAGACUAACCGAAGCACUUGAUGAGGACUAAAGGCUUGUUGUAUAUUUUCGUUCCACUGUUUGUAGCCUGUUGUCUUCAGAAGACUCUUGGGAUCACGUGAUAGUUGAAUGACGCAUCGGUCAAAAAAUUUUUAGUUUUGAAAAUUAAUGUUGUCGAAACUGAGAUACUUCAUCGCCUCGGAUUUCCAACGCUUCACUAGGAAUUGGUGAAGCUGAAACAGGAACCAACCAACUGUGACAGUUUUCUUUCUUUCUUGAUCACUUCAAAAAGCAUUGCAGAAAGCGGGAGUGGCAUACUUCCUUUGUAAAUCGAUUCGGUUUGUGGCUUCAUUUGUUCCAGUUUUUGCCUUCAAGCUUCAGUAAAGCUGUGACCCUUGGAUAGUUCUCUGUUCAAAUUAAAUACAAAUCAAGUCUCUCAAGGAAAAGUGUUUGUGUCUGUCACCUGUUGAGCUGUAGCUGGUAUUGCUAAAAAGACGCUAAUUUCAAAUUUUUAAAUUUACCGUAAAUAAUGUCAUUGGAACGGGGGUAUAAUAUCCAAAAGAAUUCAUUUUUCCAGUUAUUAGAAUCACCGUCAAUUUACCGUUUUCUUUUCUUUUGCACUUUGCAAAGGUCACAGAUCUACUUAAAUAUAUAUAUAUAUAUAUAUCUUCAAGCAGAAUUAAAUAAGGGGUCAAUUCACCGGAUUAAUUUAGGUUUCUGGGAAACUAACCACCUACCCCUCCCCUAAGCCAACAUUUUGCCCUAAGUGCGAAGUAAGUGAUAAUGUCGGCUCAGGGGAGUGGUAGGUGGGCCGUUUCCCAAAAACCUUAAUUGAUCCAAUUCACCUGAAGUGGGAAAAAAGAUAAGGAAACAGUUCAUUAGUCGAUGGCAAAAAAAUACUCGCAAAAUUUUAAACCUUCUGCUUAUUUUAGUCAAACAUUAUUUUUUGACUCACGUCAAACUGAUUUCAAAGUGAUUAUUCAAGGACCAAUUGAAUUCCGCUGUACGGACCACUUAACACUGAAACACCGGUAGCAUCGUUUAUGCAUAUCGUCAUUUUCUUACCAAUCUCUACGCAGCACCAGCUAGUUUCAAGGAAAACAACCUUGAGUGAAAAGAUUAAUGGAUAUAGACCUCCACGAUAUUUCCGAGUCAGUAAAUCCCGUAACUGGUCAGUGUUUUUUGGAGUGAUGGUUUUGAAUCGGAUAACAGCGAGUAUUCAUCGGUCUUGAUAGGUAAUUAUUCAAGUUAUAGUCGACUUUUCGUUCUCCAAACAAUUAGACACCCGCUAGAUGUUUGCUCGUAAGUUUAGAAAACACUUGUUUUUGACACUUAUUAAUAGUGCCGUUAUUUACCGGUAGAUAUCUAUUGUAAACAAUUUCUAAGAAACCAAGCGUGAACACAAUAGCUGACUGCCACGAUCCCUGCAUUGGACAAAAUGAAUAUCGUUAAUUAUUUACUGGCAAGCUAUCAUAAAACAACUGACCCUACAAUUGAAGCCACAUAUAGCGGAUUACCCUGUACUGGAAAGGUGAGGAACAGCUUUUCUGUUUUAAUCAUUGACUUGCAGAAGAUAACUUGUCGUAUUGACUUAUCAGGUCAAAUAUCAAUCAAAGCUUAUUUGGCUUGCAUUUGUUUUUAGGCUUAGCCAUGGAUUAUAGGCUGGUCUUCUGUUCCCUCUUAUUUGUGGUUGUCACUGUGACUUCCAAAACAACAUAUCAAAGUAAGUGUCAUUUUCGCUAACUAUGGAUUUAUAUUUUUUAGGCGCGUCUUUUAUUUUUCAAUGGUGCACACUUUUGUUAACCGUUGGAGAGAGUCAUAAAAGCAAUUGUCAAUUAGCCAGUGGUAUCAAAAAGAUAAAUUGUUUCACAGAAAAAGAUCAACAAAGUUAGGAAAAACGUAUUCGACGGAUCAAUUACACUUUAAAUCUUCAAUCUGUAUUCAAUGUAAUGUCAGAAGUAUGAAAUACUCAAGUUUUCUCAGCAAAUGGGGGAAAAGUCUUUAUUUCAUGUUUUCCUAGCAAAUGAUGGUGAAAAUUUCAAAAAGACGAUAUUACAGGUAAUAGAGACUUAAAGUUAUCUCGCCAUUUUACAAUUUUUGAUAGUAUCCUUUGUGAAGCAAUUUAAUUCAAGCAAAUCUUAAACUGGCAUAUUCAUUGGUGUUAUGUCGCAAAGAAAACUUCAUGUUGGGGCUUCUGAAAAGUUUAUAGUUCACCUCCUAUCUGACUUAAAAAAUCACUGACAGAAAUAAUUUGAAAAUAUUAAUCCUCGAUUUAAUUUCGAUUAAAAUUAAGUCAGUGAAGUAAAUUUCUGUUUGUAGUUAGAAGUUAGUUGUAAAAAUCGCAAAUAAUAGAGGGAAGCUUUUUCUUGACAGUUCUGUUAAGAUUUUUUACCAUUUGGCAAGAUCUAUAGUUCCUGGAACAUGGACUUUGUUUUGAAAAUCGAAGUUCUUGUGGCCAGCUUAGUCAGGUAUAGAAAGUCAAGGUUAUUUACGUUCUUAAGUCUCUACAAGUUAAAAACAGACCUGUUUCGCGUUAUUAACAAUUCAUGUAUACAUGUAUAAGAGGUGGUUAGCCUCAGUCCUUUUGGAAAUUUCAAGGGCAAACAACGAUUUUUGCUAUAAAGUAUCUGCAGAUAUUGUCAAUAUUGCCUAGACUUUUCUAAAACUCAAGAAAGGUUAAAAUUUCUCUGGAUAGCCGUGCUAUUCGUUUUCCUUAUCAUUAGGACUUUCGAACUUUCCUUAGACUUUCGGAGGUUGUGUUUUUCAGAUUUAAUUACCAAGGUAUUGCGAUUAUUGUUGAAAGAGUAUGUCUACUGAAAAUUUCGGUAUAAAGAGAAAAUUUCUCCUUGAAAAUUCUUACGAAAGUUCGUACGGCUACUCCAUGUCCUCGAACUUUCGACCGGAUCUAUCAGGGUAGCUAACAAUUUUGGUUGCGACAGAAAGCCACCUGAAAACUUCCAAAGUUCCCCCAAGACAUCCGAACACUCAGAUAAAUAGUUUUUAAGGUAGCUCCAAAUUAAUCAAGCCGGCUUCUAAAGCAUAGUGAAUACCAUUUGAGACACUUCUGAUGUAUCCGGGCUGAAUUCGUGGACGUGUAGCGAUUCUAGAAGACCAUCUCCAUUGCGACAAAUGUUCGCAAAAGAGCGAUAGUCAAUUAAUGUGCACAUGGUAUUUUACUAUUAGUGUAAUUCGCAUGAGAAUUAUUUAUAGUGAUAUUUCGAGGAUUGCCUUUCUUUCAAUCCGUUGUAAUUUUUUGUUCUCUGUAGGUGAUGAAAUUUACCCUUUUUAUUGAUUUCUAACCUUUUUCCUGUUGAAGAAAGUGGCGCAUAUUGUACAUGACGUUUCAAAGCCGUGUUUUGUUUAUGGGACUAAAGCAAGGCAAAGGUGUUACAGCGUUUAUUUAACUUGCUUGACUUGAACUAAAACGCACCUUAAGCUAACGAUACUUCUUUUGUUGAUUUAGGUAUAUUUAAAGGGAAGCAAGACCAAACGCAUGCCCGCCCACAUGCCCCAGUCAUUGCGCACCGGAUUGUACAACAGUUUGCUGCGCUCCCCUCCACCACCACCACCCCCGGCGCUUCCCCCACCUCCGCCCCCACCACCACCUCCUCCUCCUGGUCCCCCUGGUCCUGACGGCCCCAUGGGCAUGGCUGGUCCCUCUGGACCCGACGGACCUAAAGGACCUCCAGGACCUCCUGGACUUCCCGGCCCACCCGGUCUACCUGGACUUCCCGGUGCCCCUGCUGGACCCCCAGGACGUGAUGGCCCAAUGGGACCUCCAGGACCCUCAGGACAUCAAGUAAGUAUGACACUAGAAGCCCAGAAAAUAUGCUUGCUCUGUAGGGGCACUUCUUUGGUGACGAUUUUGCUAUAGAAUAGCUGAAUGAAGUCCUUGAAUGGUAUACACAAAGUGGUCGUGUUUAGUCGUUUCAUGGCAAAAAGGUUCUGGUUUGUUUCGUGUAUACCAGAAAAAUGAUAAUGAGAAAUGGCCUUGAUACUUGAUUAUUUUUCCAGAAACAAUGCAGCAGUGCUGCUGUAUAUUGUUCAACUGUGAAUCCAGUAAUAAAAGAUUUCGUGUUCUACGCCCUCACGCCGUUCAUAUUUCGAGCCUGUAUGUCGUUAUUCGCCUUAGUCAUGGUGUUGCAAGACGUUUUCGGGUAAUUGACUCUGCCUUCCAUUCUUUAGGGACCCCCCGGAGACCUCGGACCAAUGGGACCACCAGGAGCACCCGGACUGCCCGGUCCCCCGGCUCCCCCAGGUGGACUGCCUCCAUGUCCUCCUGUCUGCGUCAAAACAUGCAUCAAGGCUUGUCAACCACACUGCUGCGCGGGCAGAAAGAAGAGAUCUCACCUCCUGC